Messenger RNA from Scophthalmus maximus (turbot), 2172 nucleotides. RefSeq names its product RIO kinase 1 (yeast) (gene riok1). Gene Ontology annotation, molecular function: protein serine/threonine kinase activity; ATP binding. Gene Ontology annotation, cellular component: preribosome, small subunit precursor; cytosol. Lineage: Eukaryota; Metazoa; Chordata; Actinopteri; Pleuronectiformes; Scophthalmidae. The transcript has 17 exons. Gene Ontology annotation, biological process: maturation of SSU-rRNA. The record is from RefSeq and is a predicted model, not a curated record. Bases 131 to 1762 code for a protein of 543 amino acids.
UUCUCUCGCCGUAGUCACGUGUUUAAACCCGGAUGUAGACAAGAACACGCUGUUCGCUCAGAUCGUACCGAGCUGCACCUGGACCCGGUUCACGUCGUGGUUCUGGUCUACACCUGUGGAGUGUGACGUCAUGUCGGUGGUCGGACUUGUACCGGGACAGUUUGAUGACGCAGAGGAGACCAGCGACCAUUCAGCUGUGUCCACUGUACUGAGUCAGAUCAGUGAUGUCAGUCUGCAGCCUUCAUCACAUGAACGGGAAGAGGAAGAGGAUGAAGAAGAAGACUAUGAUGAUAAUGAUGAUGAUGAGGAGUGGGCGUGGCAUCAUGCAGGAGGAGAUCUGACCAAGAGAUACAACAGGACGGGUCUCAACUGUCAGUCCAACAGACAGAAUCUGUCCAAUAAGACGCUGCCGUCGACUCCGUCUGACAAAGCUCUGAGGAAAUAUGAACACAAGAUCAACCUGGACAAACUGAACUACGCUGACUCUGUGAUCAACAAAGUGACGACGAUGCAGAGACAGAAAGACGCCGACACGUACAGAGUGAAGGACAAAUCAGACCGAGCCACAGUGGAACAGGUUUUAGAUCCUCGGACUCGAAUGAUUCUGUUCAAGAUGCUGAGUCGAGCGGUAAUCUGUGAAAUCAACGGCUGCAUCAGCACAGGGAAGGAGGCAAAUGUUUAUCACGCCAGCACCUCGGGCGGAGACAGUCGAGCCAUCAAGAUCUACAAGACGUCGAUUCUGCUGUUCAAAGACCGAGACAAAUACGUCAGUGGAGAGUUCAGGUUCCGUCACGGUUACUGCAAAGGGAACCCCAGGAAGAUGGUGAGAACCUGGGCAGAGAAAGAGAUGAGGAACCUCAUCAGGCUGCAGACGGCAGGAAUACCGAGUCCAGAACCCCUGCUGCUCAGAAGUCACGUUCUGCUGAUGAGCUUCAUUGGAAAAGACAACAUGCCGGCUCCUCUGCUGAAGAACGCGUCGCUGUCGGAAUCGAAGGCCCGUGAGCUCUACCUGCAGGUUCUACAGAAUAUGAGGAAAAUGUUCCAGGACGCUCGACUUGUCCACGCGGACCUCAGCGAGUUCAACAUGCUGUUUCAUAAUGGAGACGCUUACAUCAUUGACGUUUCUCAGUCGGUGGAACACGAUCAUCCUCACGCUCUGGAGUUCCUCAGGAAGGACUGCAGCAACGUGAACGAGUUCUUCCUGAAGCGUGGCGUGCCGGUGAUGACCAUCAGAGAACUGUUUGACUUCAUCACCGACCCCUCCAUCACCUGCCGUAACAUCGAUCAAUACCUGGAGAAGGCGAUGGUGAUUGCAGCUGAUCGGACGUCGGAGCAGCGAUCACAUCAGGACCGAGUGGAUGAUGAGGUCUUUAAGCAGGCGUACAUCCCCCGAACCCUGACGGAGGUCAGUCACUACGAGAGAGAUGUUGACCUGAUGAGGGCCAAGGAUGAGGAGUCUGCCAUUACUGGUCACCAUGACAAUAUCCUGUAUCAGACUCUGACUGGACUGAAGAAGGAUCUGUCCGGAGUUCAGACGGUUCCUGCUCUCCUGGAAGAAGAGCAGUCGGUCUCCUCCUCUUCCUCAGAGGAUGAAGAGGAUGAGGAGCAUGAUAAAGAGGAGCAGACUGAGGAAACCUCGGAGGACAAAAAGGAGAAGAAGAAGCUGGUGAAAGAAGCUCAGAGAGAAAAGAGAAAGAGCAAAGUCCCGAAACACGUGAAGAAGAGGAAGGAGAAGGUGUCCAAGACGAAGAAGGGCAGAUGACUUCCUGUGUGUCACGAUGACAUCGAUCCCCACAAACAUGAACCCAGACUGAACAUACAGCAGCCAAUCACAGCUCAGAUCCAUCUCAGAUCCACUUACACUUACACAAAAGCUCUGGAUGACAUCAUCAUCAUGUGCUCCAAUAGAAACUGAUCAACGAUCAAUAAAAGCUUUUAUAAUGUUUGUUCUGUUGUGCCUGAAAACAGUUCAUGAAUCAACGUCGUAAAAACGUUACUAUGAUGUUAUAGCGUAAUAAUGUAACGUGAUCAGGCUCCGAACAUCGGGACGUUCAAUGUCUGUCAGUACUGACAGUGUCUGUGUCUGUCAGUACUGACAGUGUCUGUCUGUAUCUGUGAUUCAAACAAGCUUCAGUUUAUUUUAUCAGAAAUAAAAAAAAUGUAUCCUUUUAA